Lactuca saligna is the source of this 1035-nucleotide messenger RNA. The record is from the annotation of a GenBank genome assembly. NCBI's taxonomy places the organism in Eukaryota, Viridiplantae, Streptophyta, Magnoliopsida, Asterales, Asteraceae.
AUGUGCGGUGGCAGUAAGCACGAUCACGGCAGGUGUAGAUACGAAGCUGCGUUCCACGCCUUUCAGAUGCAAAAGCAGCAGCUACAUACCCCGUCAGCAGAUGUUAAGCGAGAUGGUCUAAGACGAUAUUCCGGCGAGAUGCAGCCGGAAACGAAGGAUCGGAAGCGAAUCAGGGAACUGGUGAAGGCGGAGAAGAAGGGCUAUGAAAAUCCACGAGAAGCGACUGGACGUAUUGUAUGCGCCAAUUGCCAUUUAGCUAAUAAACCAGUGGAUAUUGAGGUUCCGCAAACGGUACUUCCCGAUACUGUAUUUGAAGCAGUUGUUCGAAUUCCUUAUGAUAUGCAACUGAAACAAGUUCUUGCUAAUGGUAAAAAAGGGGCUUUAAAUGUGGGGGCUGUUCUUAUUUUACCAGAGGGUUUUGAAUUAGCCCCUCCCGAUCGUAUUUCCCCCGAGAUAAAAGAAAAGAUGGGCAAUCUGUCUUUUCAGAGCUACCGCCCAAAUCAAAAAAAUAUUCUUGUCAUAGGCCCUGUUCCUGGUCAGAAAUAUAGUGAAAUCACGUUUCCUAUUCUUUCCCCGGACCCCGCUACUAAGAAAGACAUUCACUUCUUAAAAUAUCCUAUAUACGUAGGCGGAAACAGGGGAAGGGGCCAGAUUUAUCCUGACGGGAGCAAGAGUAACAAUACAGUUUAUAAUGCUACAGCAUCCGGUAUAGUAAGCAAAAUCCUACGAAAAGAAAAGGGGGGAUACGAAAUAACCAUAGCGGAUGCAUCGGAUGGACGUCAAGUGGUUGAUAUUAUCCCUCCGGGGCCAGAACUUCUUGUUUCAGAAGGCGAAUCUAUCAAAUUUGAGCAGCCGUUGACAAGUAAUCCUAAUGUGGGCGGAUUUGGUCAGGGAGAUGCAGAAAUAGUACUUCAAGAUCCAUUACGUGUACAAGGCCUUUUGUUCUUCUUAGCAUCUGUUAUUUUGGCACAAAUAUUUUUGGUUCUUAAAAAGAAACAGUUCGAGAAGGUUCAAUUGUCCGAAAUGAAUUUCUAG